AAUUCCAAAAUGAAGCAAUUAAAAGGGCUCCCGAGUUAAGGCGGGCUGGUGAACGCCUGAACGAGUUUGACAAGUGAAAAGACGAGAGCAUUUUUCUUUUGAGUAGCGUAAGAGUCAGGAAGAUUCUGCCUUCUGUUUUUGAUAUCGCUUUGAUGCUUGAUUUUACACCAUUACCAGGGCAUGCGACAUUGACAACGACGACUUCAAGGUCCCUCCUCUCCUCUGCAUUAAAUAAAUCAUUAGUAUUUCGCCAUCACGCGGCUUCUGCCUCUAAUCGGACUCUUCCCGGCCGGAUUACCUGCGAAACGAUGUCGAGCUCAACUGGAACCGCUUUCCCCACUUUAAGAAGUGUCACCAUACCCUAUACUGACCUCAAGAACAAGGAUGCAGACUUGUCGGCCAAGAUAGAGGAAGGUUUUGGACCCAACGGCCUUGGGAUUCUUUCAAUUUCUGAUGUCCCUGGAUUUUCUUCGUUGCGUCAAAAUCUUCUACAUCUUUCACCCAGACUUGCCAACCUUCCUCAAAAGGUAAAGGAUGAGCUUGAAGAUCCACACAGUAGGUAUAACUUUGGAUGGAGUCAUGGGAAGGAGAAGCUUGAAUCUGGGAAGCCUGAUCUACUGAAAGGCUCUUUUUAUGCAAAUCCAAUAUUAGAUGUUCCUACCACUGACAUGUGUCUAAAACAGCGGUAUCCAUCUUAUUGUUCUUCAAACAUAUGGCCUGGCAGUGCUUUGCCAGAAUUGGAAACUGCUUUCAAAGCACUUGGAAAGCUGAUGCAUGAUGUUGGAUUGAUGGUAGCUUAUCACUGUGAUCAAUAUGUAUCCAAAGGAAUGGAAGUGGAUCAAAAUGAAAGCCUCGAACAGAUACUUAUUCGUUCUCGGUGUCAUAAAGGCCGGUUGCUUUAUUAUUUUCCUGCACUAAGGAGUGAUUGUGUCCCAGAUGGUGACUCAACAUCAUCUUGGUGUGGGUGGCAUACAGAUCAUGGCUCGCUGACAGGUUUGACUUGUGCCAUGUUUAAGAGAGAUGGUGUAGAAAUACCUUGCCCUGAUAGCAUUGCUGGCCUUUAUAUUAAAACACGAACUGAUCAAAUUGUCAAAGUUGUGUUUGGAGAAGGUGAGGUAGCGUACCAAAUUGGUGAAACAGCUGAAAUACUGUCAAGAGGUUAUCUUUGUGCAACACCGCACUCUGUUCAGGCACCCAAAGGGGAGGAGGCUUCUGGUGUUGACAGAUCAACAUUUGCAUUAUUCAUGCAACCCGAUUGGGAUGAGAGACUUAACUUUCCCAAGGAGAUGCAUAUUCACAAAGAUCUGGUGCUAGCCAAUAGCUGUCUCACGUUUGGAGAAUAUUCUGAGAUGCUGCUGGAUAAGUAUUACCACUUGAAAACAUAAAGGGCCGUUAUGUUCCUCCUCCCCCGCUUUCAAUAGCAACUGUUCUGUAUCACGUCAUGAUCGUAUAAUAAAUUCCUCCCUGUCUGCUUGGAAGACCCAAAGACAAUUUUGAUAUGAACUCCUGCCUUUUCAUUUUGCUUUCAUUUUCUUAUUCAUAUUCGCAUGUCGUCAGCAUCAAGGGAUUUAUUCGUUUUCUAUUUAUUGUCACAGUGAUGAAUCUCUUCUUGCUAUGGGCCCUGAUAAAAAUGAAGAAAAAAGCACGGCGGUGGUAAACAUUGACUACUAGCGAUGAUGUUUCUUAAUGUGAUGAGAUUUAUUUUAUUGAGAUUUUGUGCCUCUGCAUUGUAAUCAGUGUGCCUCAAAAGGUUUUUUCCUUUAUUUUUUUCCUCCUUUAUCAUCAUUGAAAUAUAUAAACCUUUUCAAGCGAACAGCUCUAGCUGUGAGAAUUGUCAAAGCCAUUCAGGAUAAGGUGGGUCCCGAGCUGAUACUGUCUGCUGUGGUGUAAGCGUGUGAAAAUGGUUUUAUUUAUCGGUGGCGGAUAAGAAUAAGAGGAAGGAAAUGAUAAUUUAUUCCAAACGGAGGUAUGUUUUAUAUGUCAAUAAUAUGUCUGAGGUCGGCCGGUAAAUCCCAAUCUGUCACGAUUCGAGGUAUCUAUGCCAUGAUGUCAUGCUCGCCGGCCUGCCGCUUUGUGCUCUCUCUCUCUCUCUCUCGGUACCAAAGGUCAGUUUUGGCCUUUAAAAUUGCUUGUGCUUUCGCCUCUGUGGCUGCUUUAGCUAUAAAAAACUUUUAUUUAAAAAAUAGAUAUAAAUAUACGAAAACUUGUUUGUUUCCGUCGUCGUUUUCGACAAAAUAAAACUGACACGUUCUCGAAACUCUUCAGAAUAAAAAAUAGAGUUAUUAAAAUUAGUUUUAUAUAUUAUUAUGCUAUAAUUUAAGAAUUAGGUUAGGCACUGACAAGUGCAGAAUUUGGAAUACUCUUUAGACCAAACUAAUAAUUGAGUUAGGGAUAUAUUAUUUAUACUUAAAUUAGUUUUAUAUAUUAUUAUCGUAUCCUUCAUCUUUUUGACAUUAUAUAUAUAUAUAAAAUCAAAGUAGAAUUUUAAUAAUUUAAGUAUUAAAUUAACACUGAGUGUGUUUUUUAAAGAUAAAAACGAGAUAAAAAAUAUCCAGUCAAAUAGGUUUUUAUUUUAAAAAUUAAAAACAAAAAUAAAAAAUAAAACAGAAAAUGAAGGGUUUUAACUCCACCUUUCAAUGAAAAAAUUUAAAAUUUUUUAUUUGAAAUUAUUGUUUUUGGGUUUUUAGUUAAUAUUUGAUAUUAAAAAUAAAUUUUAAAAAGAAAAAAAAUAUUUUAUAACACAUCAUUAUAUAUAAACCGGUUACAAGUUUGCCUUGAAACAUUUAUAGCAGAAAGUCUGGAUUUUAAAAGGAAAACGUGGGCUAAAUAAGGACAAAAAAGCCGCGGGGGGGGCUGUAUACAGCCCCCUACACGGCUUCUCUGAGCUCAGGUCCUUUACAGUGUUUGAAUUAGCAUCCACUCUCAUUUGACCAGCGUGUGAAUUUCUAUUCUGUAAUUACCAGAAAACCCCUGCUAGGAAAAGUAACUGUGUUGAAAAUACAAGUUCAUGAUUUGAGUGCUGUCUUUUCUUCCUCGUUCUUUACUGCAAUUUGUGGUCGUCAGCUUCAAUCAAUUGCAACUUUUAGAGAAGGUUUGUUUUUAUAUUUUAAAAAUAUUUCUAAAAGAAUUUGAAUUUUUUUUUAAUUUAAUAGUUUUUUAAUAUUUUUAGAUUAUUUUGAUGCGUGGAUAUAAAAAUAAUUUUUAAAAAAUAAAAAAAUAUUAUUUUAAUAUAUUUCUGAGUGAAAAAUACUUUGAAAAACAACAGCAUUCACAAUCACACUUCCAAACAAGCUCUAGUGAAAAUAUAACUUUUUUAUAUAUUUUCUAGUAUAACUAUCAGUAGUAUUUGGUAUUAAUUUUUUUAAAUACUUUUUAAUUUUUGUAAAAAAUACAGUUACACCGCCUAAAUAUCUUUUCAAUUUUUUUUAGCUUAAAAUAAUUACAAGAAAAGUGAAAUUAAAUUUAUUUUUAUCAACAGGGAGAUUACAAAAGACUUAACGUAUUAAUUCCAAUACUUCUGGUGAAACUUUUGUCCAAAGAUUUUCAAAUUAAAUAAAAGCAAAUUUCUUAAAUUUUAUUUUAAAUUGAUCAAUCAAUCCAUCCAUCCAUUCUUCAAAUUUAUUCAAUUAAUCAAAUGGCAAAUUCCUAACUAGUCUCCUUGUAAAUUUUCCAUGCAACGGUGACAUUAUUAAAUAUUUUUUAUUUAUGAGAUUUUUUUUAAUUAACGUGGGUAUCCGGGUCAGCUUAUGCGUACCUCGACUAAUUCUAUAGACCCUAAAAUUAACGACUAUAUAAGCCUCCAGUGACCAUCAUAUUAGCAACUAUAGAGCUCGAAUCUAAGACCACAGAGGAAGCAAACCCCUUAAUUCCAAGCUAUUACUACUGGAUCAUCUCCUAGAUGGUUAUAUGAGAUAUUUUUUUAUUUACAUAGAACAUUUACCAUCAAAUAAAUCAUCUAAAUAUAUAUUAAAAAUAGAUAGAUUAUACUAUUUGUGUCUCACACAAGUUGCUUGAUAAAAAUUAAAAAGCAAACUAAAUAAACUUAUAGUCUAAAAAUGAAAAGGAGGUUAAAAUAGGAAUGGUUCGAUCUUUCUAAUUUAAAUUGGCAUAAAUCAAUAUGGAAACACAACUAAACCAGUAAAAAAAUGUUUUAAUUAUGGUGUUUUUAUUUCUUUGAGUUUUUAUUAAAAAAAAUAUUUAUAAUAUAUCUUCUAAGAUAAUUUACUUCGUGACAAAAAUUCUACAUGAAUAUAGAAAUUUAUAUUCAACGUCAUUAAACCAUUUCUAUAAAUUUAUACAUGAAUAUAAUAGAAAUUUACUUCAGUAAAACAUUUUAUAAUUAAAAAAAAAAACUAGGAUUCUUACAGGGGUAGUAGUGUCAAUUUAAGAUAGGAAUACCGACGCUUUCCUUCCAUGAAAGAACAGAGUGGGGCAGCGUCCAAUCCACCACAGUUGUGUCUGUCUCUCUUCUUCUAUAUAACCACCAACCAUAGCGUUCCUUUUCUCUCAAUUCCUUGUCAUCUCCAAAUACACAUAGCUAAGUUAUCUCCAUAUACAACAGUUUCUCGGUUUUCCAUCAAUCACUGUGACCAUGUCCUUCUCUAACUACCUUCCCCUACCAUCCCGAUCCAACAGAAGAAAGGGUCACGGAAAGAAUGGUUUUCGAAGAAGGUGCUUGUCCAUGGCAAAGCAGCAAAAGACCCGUUUUUACAUCCUUGGACGGUGCAUCUCCAUGCUUCUGUGCUGGCAUGACCAUGCUAUACGUGAUUGAUUCCUCUUAUGCUACCCAACAAUCAAAGUCAUUAUAUGCUUGGCUCGCUGUCAAAGCAGGAUGAAUACGAAGGCAUGGCCGCCACAAAGCAAAGCAGCAGCAAGUCGAUCGCUUUUGGGACUUUCAGCUCAAAGACGACAGAAACACAGCACUUGGGUGAAACAAACUGAAGGCCCAGCCAGCCCUGGAUCUCUUAUUCAAGCGGCUUGAUUUUCAAUCUCCUUAAGAUGGAUGAUGCCUCAGAAAAAUCAACGCAACAGUUCUGCAGGGAUUAAUUAAUGUCAACAGUUCUGCAGGAGACGUCUCUCACUCUCUGAAAUUGUUUCCUCCUGUAGUCUUUUUGUUCGUCAGUGCUUGAAGGGAUAGGAAGAAUCAAUUUUCUCUUUCUUUUAUUAAAUUUUGUAGUGCACAGCAACCCUCGUCUUGCUUUUCUUCACACACGCACGUCUGUAAAAUUAGUGCAUCGUGAUUGGUAUCGCAGCAUCGAGUUAGGUAUUAAUGUUGAGUACUUUUUCUAAACUCCCUGUACAUAGAAAUUACAAUAGAUAUUGUAAUAAAAUACUGUGGCAUUCUUCUACUGUA
This is a messenger RNA of Populus trichocarpa (black cottonwood), 5353 nucleotides long. RefSeq lists its product as uncharacterized. Lineage: Eukaryota; Viridiplantae; Streptophyta; Magnoliopsida; Malpighiales; Salicaceae. The coding region runs from base 153 to 1385 and encodes 410 amino acids. The record is from RefSeq and is a predicted model, not a curated record. The transcript is spliced from 16 exons.